GAAUUUACAAUUUUUUUUCUGUUUUUUUUUAGGUAGUUCAAGAAUAUGAAAGAGCGGUCAUUUUUAGGCUUGGUCGUCUUUUAUCUGGCGGGGCAAAAGGACCUGGAAUAUUUUUCAUCUUACCCUGCAUCGAUGCAUACGCCCGAGUUGAUUUAAGAACCAGAACUUACGAUAUUCCACCUCAAGAGGUUUUAACCAAAGAUAGUGUUACAGUUUCCGUUGACGCCGUCGUUUAUUAUCGAGUUUCAAACGCGACCGUAUCGAUUGCAAACGUUGAAAAUGCUCAUCAUUCAACGAGAUUACUCGCGCAAACCACCUUAAGGAACAUCAUGGGUCAAAGGCCUUUACACGAACUCUUAAGCGAACGCGAAAGUAUUUCUCAACAUAUGAAAUCCCUUUUGGAUGAAGCAACAGAUGCUUGGGGAAUAAACGUUGAAAGAGUUGAAAUAAAAGACGUUCGUUUACCAAUUCAACUUCAAAGAGCUAUGGCGGCUGAAGCUGAAGCCGCCAGAGAGGCUCGCGCUAAAGUCAUCGCGGCUGAAGGAGAACAAAAAGCUUCGAGAGCUUUGAGGGAAGCUUCCGAAGUUAUUGGGGAUUCACCUGCUGCUUUACAAUUACGUUAUUUGCAGACUUUAAAUACAAUAUCCGCUGAAAAGAACUCAACAAUUGUGUUUCCUUUACCCAUCGAUAUGCUGACUUACUUCAUGAAAGCACAUCAAGCAACAUCCAGUUCGGUUAAUAGCUAAAAGAAAAAAUAAAAAAAAAACAAAAAGAAAAUUAUUAAUCAUAUUAAAUAUUCGCACUUUAUUGACCUUUACUUAUUUUAAAAUAUAACAUUUAAUCAGCUUAAAUUUGGGACCAUGUCAAGAGAAAAUUUUAUAGCUUAACUACGAUUUUUAUUUAUAAUUAUGUAUAAAUGUAAAUGUGCUUUUAAAAAAUAAAUGUUUUUGAAAUGUG
Messenger RNA from Onthophagus taurus, 957 nucleotides. The record is from RefSeq and is a predicted model, not a curated record. Lineage: Eukaryota; Metazoa; Arthropoda; Insecta; Coleoptera; Scarabaeidae.